This is a messenger RNA of Perkinsus marinus ATCC 50983, 687 nucleotides long. Its product is annotated as leucyl-tRNA synthetase, putative. Gene Ontology annotation, molecular function: aminoacyl-tRNA deacylase activity; ATP binding; leucine-tRNA ligase activity. The record is from RefSeq and is a predicted model, not a curated record. The transcript is spliced from 6 exons. Gene Ontology annotation, biological process: leucyl-tRNA aminoacylation. Bases 1 to 687 code for a protein of 228 amino acids. NCBI's taxonomy places the organism in Eukaryota, Perkinsozoa, Perkinsida, Perkinsidae.
AUGUAUGGCCAGACCAACUGCUUUGUACUCCCCACUGCGGAGUAUGGUGUCUUCCAAAUGAACAAUGGAGAGGCCUUUAUUUGCAGCUAUAGGUCAGCAUUGAACAUGGUUAUGCAGGAGCUUGGACCGAAGACCAAGAAUGAGGAUGGGGAGGACUGUCCUGUACAGCUGAGUACUGUGAAGGGUUCCGACCUCCUUGGUACACCCUUGAGUGCCCCUCUUGCGAAGUACUCGACUGUAUAUGCCCUUCCUCUGCUGACCAUCAGCAUGGGCAAGGGUACCGGUAUUGUGACAUCUGUCCCUGCUGAUGCUCCCGACGACUAUGCGGCUCUAAAGGACUGGAAGACUCGACAGAACUGGCGUGAUCAGUACGGAGUAAAGGAGGAGUGGUGUGUGCCCUUUGAGGUUGUACCUAUUAUUCGUAUUGAGGACAUGCCAGAGUGGGGUGACGAGGCUGCUGCGUAUUUGUGCGAGUCUAUGAAGAUCGACUCCCACAAGCAGAAGGACAAGCUUACUGAGGCUAAGAAGCUGUGCUAUAAUAAGGGCUUCUAUCAGGGAAAGAUGAUUAUCGGUCCCUAUGCUGGCAAAACAGUGCAAGAGGCCAAGCCCCUAGUGCGUAAGGAUCUCAUUGAUGCCGGUUUGGCCAUCAAGUACUACGAGCCGGAGGGACUUGUAGUGAGCAGGUAG